CUUCAUCGUUAAAUUAUCUCAGCAAAUCAGAAUCCGAUCUAAAGGUGGCCCGCACGACAAGGACCUUUUCCGCAAUACAUUUCCGUUUUUUAUCUGGCUUCUGAGAGAUGUUUCCAAUACUCUUCCUCCAGAUUGUAAAGAUUUGAACCAGUUCUUGGCAAAGAGGGUCUUCAAAGAAUCGUCAGCGACAACAAGCGACGAGAGAGAACGACAGAAAGCCACGGAGAGCAUUUUGCAGCUUUUUGCAGGAUUUGAUGCCUUCGCUCUUCCUAUACCCACUCAAGACUCAGAGGUAUUGGAAGAUAUUGGUAAUUCAAGGGAAAAGCUGAGCGAAAAAUUCCUCCAAGGCUUAAAAGAAUUUGAAGUUCUCUUGAAAUCGAAACUUGCUCCCAAGCGAAGCGUCAACAAGGGAGAGAGAAUAACAGGGAAAGCCCUGGGAGCUCUGGUUAAGUUGUACACAGACGCGUUAAACGACCCUGAUGCUAUCCCAAAUGUUGAAGCGGCUUGGGAUACCUAUGUCAAGAAAACGUGCUCAGAAGCGAAGACACACGCACUGGGUACUUAUGAUCAAAAUAUGACUCAAGUAAUGACAUCGAUAUUUCCAUGUGAAGUUCAAGAGCUUCUCAAGCGUCAUGAAUAUUAUCAGCGGAGGUGUAUGAAGGUAUUUGAAAAGGAAAUGGCCGAGUUUACUUCGACAUGCAUCGACGAGGAUUUCAAUGAACUCUUGGAAAAUACCGAUCAGCGAAUGAAGGCAUGGAAGACCAAAAAUGCCUCAUGCACUCGCCAGGCGUGCGAAGAACUUUUGCGUGGGCUCAAGGCCAGCUAUGUAGAUCCAAUACUUAAACGCGUGCGAAACAGCCGACUUGGUGAAGAGGUGAAAUAUGGUGAUAUCAUGGAUAAAUGUAACGCUGUUACAAACAAGUUUCAAAAGAAGGCUACCGGCGCGAAAUAUGUUAGGGCCGAUGUAUUCUUCAAGUUUACUGAGGAAUUGCUGGAAGAGGUUUCGAGGCACGGAGAAAUUCUUUCGAAAAUGAGGGACUAUAAUGAAGACCUUGCCAAGGACAAAAUGGUAAAAGCCUAUCAAGAAAGAAUGAAAAUGAAACUACAAGAGGAUAUCAAUCAGAUGAAAAAGAAAGAGAAGGCAUGGGAAAGGAAGGUGACAAUGCUUCAGGAGAAGCAGCAAACUGAAAUUGAAAACGUAAGAGAGCAAGCUAAAGCAGAGAAAAAGUCGCUUGAAAGAAACUUAGAAAUCAUGAAAGAUGCAAACAUGACAGUACAAAAGCAGUUCCAAGCACAAGUGAACGCUGCUGCUGAGAGAGAGCGACAAGCCAACCAGGCUUUGAAAGAUUUACGACAGCAGUGCCGUAGUGAAAAAAGGAAGGCACAAGAGCAAAAAGAGGGUCUUCGCAAAGAAAUGCAAACUUUGGCGGAGGGAAAUGAAAAGGCUCAAGCGCAGCUAAAACAGCAGCUCGAGGCUCAUAAUUCAAGAGUGAAGCAAAAUAGCGAUAUGAUAAGAGAUUUACAGGACCAACUCACAAAUAGUGAGAAGGAGUUAUCUUCCCUUAGUAGGCAGAAAGAAUCAUUACAGGCCCAGCUGAAGGAAGCUACUAAACCAGGGUUUUUUCGAUGGAUAAAGAAAUCACUUUUCGGCUGAGACAGAAAAGGCGGGGGCAAAGGAAGCCUUUCUGUAGGGAAGACAGUUUCUUAGCGAUUAUUUCUCCCUUAUAGAUUCUUAAGCGUCUAUUUAGAUGGUGUAGGAAGUGUAAUAAGGCAGCUUUGGAUCACCCAUCCAUAUAAUGCUGUGUGCUACAAACAUGAUAUUGAACGAAAACUUCGAUCCUUUAUCGGGGCUUCGGUUGACGAAUGUUAGAUUUAUGCUGGUUUCAGUUUUAUGAGAAGUAUCGCUAACACAUGACAAACAGUGCGUGCUACUGAAAUGUCAGGAUUGAUUCUUCGUAAGAUAUAUUCAUACCUACCUUUUUAGCCUAAUUUAGUGCUAAGGGAUCGAUGGAAGAAAAAAUUAGUGAGUGUGGCACAUGCCGAUUAGCUCCGUGACAGCAAGGAAACUUCUAAAAUUCUACUUUAGAAAGGUAAAUUGCAGCUAUAUGCUCAUUUAAUACAUCACAGGCUAAGUCAUCCGCUGAUUGUGUUAUCAGCUUUGUUUUGAAAUGGCUGUUACGACUCUUAAUUUUGAUUAGCUUCUCGGAAUAAUGCUUUAUUAGAGGUUGUAACAGACUAGAGUGAAAUAAACGGGCUUUAAAACAUGA
Stylophora pistillata is the source of this 2267-nucleotide messenger RNA. RefSeq names its product cingulin-like. The record is from RefSeq and is a predicted model, not a curated record. NCBI's taxonomy places the organism in Eukaryota, Metazoa, Cnidaria, Anthozoa, Scleractinia, Pocilloporidae.